Molecule: messenger RNA, 3968 nt
Organism: Polistes canadensis
Lineage: Eukaryota; Metazoa; Arthropoda; Insecta; Hymenoptera; Vespidae
Gene: Vps26
Product: vacuolar protein sorting-associated protein 26B-like
Exons: 6
Coding region: 244-1365 (373 amino acids)
Biological process (GO): intracellular protein transport; retrograde transport, endosome to Golgi
Cellular component (GO): retromer complex; endosome
Source: RefSeq, a predicted model, not a curated record
UUUGAUAUUAAAUGGAGAGAGUGGGGGCAGCAGGCAGCCAUAUUGGCUACUGGUGCUACUACUGGACUUUUGAGAGAAAGUAAAAAAAUAACCACACUUUUUUCAUAAUCUACAUUAAAGAAAAAAAUGUUGCGCUGUAGGAUUUUCCAUUGACCUUGUAAAGUUUGUUUAAUCUGCGUGAAUACAAAAGUGGUGUAACGUGUGAAUCUCUAGAAGAGUACACCCCUUUUUAAACACAAAAAAAUGAGUUUCUUUGGAUUCGGUCAGUCUGCUGACAUAGACAUUACUUUGGAUGGUGCAGAGACCAGAAAGACAGCAGAUAUCAAAUCUGAGGAUGGCAAGAAAGAACAUCAUUUGCUUUAUUAUGAUGGGGAAGCAAUAUCUGGAAAGAUUACCAUUAGUUUAAGAAAAGCUGGUAAGCUGGAACAUCAAGGUGUUAAAGUGGAAUUCAUUGGGCAGAUUGAAUUAUACUAUGACAGAGGUAAUCAUCAUGAGUUUAUUAAUCUGGUAAAGGAGUUAACCAGGCCUGGUGAAUUGACUCAUAAUACUGUAUAUACGUUUGAAUUUGCGAAUGUUGAGAAGCCUUAUGAAAGUUAUACUGGUUCUAAUGUGCGGCUUAGAUACUUUCUCAAAGUGACAAUUGUUCGAAGACUUAGUGACAUUGUUAAAGAACUCGAACUAGUUGUACAUACGCUUAGUUCCUAUCCUGAUAUGAACAAUCCUAUUAAAAUGGAAGUCGGAAUAGAAGAAUGCCUGCAUAUUGAAUUUGAAUACAACAAAAGCAAAUAUCACUUAAAAGAUGUUAUCGUGGGUAAAAUAUACUUUCUAUUGGUCAGAAUUAAAAUUAAGCAUAUGGAAAUCGCUAUUAUUAAACGGGAAACAACUGGUUCUGGGCCACAUACAUUUACAGAAAAUGAAACGAUAGCUAAAUAUGAAAUUAUGGAUGGUGCUCCAGUACGCGGAGAAUCUAUACCCAUUAGAGUAUUUCUAGCAGGGUAUGAUUUAGCUCCUACAAUGCGUGAUAUUAAUAAAAAAUUCAGCGUUAGAUACUUUCUCAAUUUAGUUCUAAUGGAUGAGGAAGAUCGUAGAUAUUUUAAACAGCAAGAAAUCACUUUAUGGCGUAAAGGUGAAAGAAGUAGAAAAUCUCAAACAGCGUCUCCACAUAUGCCAUCACAUUUAGUGUCAGCAGAAACAGGAUUUCCACAAGGUGCCGCACAAAAUGGACCUCCAUCGGUGAUAACAACCACUGAUCAAUUAUCAACUAAUAUUAAAAAUAUAGAGGAAACUCCAGCUCCUAUGGAAGGUAUGACACGUGAGGAAGGAGAUGGAGAAGGAGAGAAGGAAGCAAAUCCAGAAAAUAAUUAAAUUGUGGAAAUAAUUCAGUUAUAACUGAAAUUAAGAAGUAGUGGACUAUAUGAGAAAAAGUCAAGUACAUCUAAAAACAGUGCAAAUGGAUAAAUACUUUCUAAAAGAAUUUUUCCUUGCUCUGGAGUAGGGAAAGUUUUAGUAAACGAAAAUGACGAAACUGCGAAUAAAGUUGUAAAUAUUUUUAAUACAUAUAUAUGUAUAUAUAUAUAUAUAUUAAUAUGUAUUAAUAUAAAUAUAUAUAUAUAUAUACACAUAUAUAAAAUUAAGAAUGUAAAUGAAGUAAGUGCAGACUAUUGAUUAAAAGUUGAAAACUAUUGAAAUAUAUAAUAUACUAGUCCUGUCUGUUUGGCAGGAUCAACAUAAAAAUUUUAUUGGAAAAGAAAAAAGGAUGGUAAAGAAAAAGCCGAACAGUGAAAAAUUAAACUGGGAAAUAGAAAUGUUAAUAAAUGGACAAUAUAAUAAUCAAAUAUUAAGUGGUCAACAUUAUUGAAGGGCAUCUGAAUAUUACAGUGUUCUAUUUUAUACAAACCUUCUAUAUUAUACAAAUUGCAUCCUUGAGCUAUAUAUUAUUCCUUGAAUCUGAAUAAUCAUUAUUGUAUAAAAAAAUUUUGUAAAUCUGAGAACUAUGUUCACACUAGCGCAAUAUGGUACUCGAUUCAUUGGGCCUCUCAUCAAUAUAUUACGUACCUAUACAGGGUAUUUUGAAAAUUGGUGCCUAUAAAUAGUCUCAGAAUGUUAUCAAAUUUAUUAUUAAUAACUAUCGUAUUUAAAUUAAGAUAAAUUUAAUUGUUAUUAUCUAUUUAUGUUUCUUUUUUAAUAACAUUCUUAAUACAGAUAAUUAUACAAGUAAUAAAAAUUCAAUGUUACUAAUUUAUUUAUGCAGAGGAAUCUUAAGUUCAUAAUAAUUCAUUAUUAAUGUCCAGGUCUAACUCGAUUCUACAGUAGCUACUUGCAAUAGAAUAUACUAAUCUUCAGAAUGCUCUGUAUGAUACAUCUGAUAAUAAUUCUAUAAUCACGUAUAAAAUACAUAAAUUUCUUAUGAAUGAACAAUUGAGGUAAAAAUCCAAAUUGGUUACAGUAACUCAUUACUACGAUCAUUGUAACGUUAAUUGUUAAUUAUUGUAUUUGGAACUUUAAAAUCAUGUUUCAUCUUCUUACUAUAGCAUACAUGACACUAUUUUUAGUUUUAAUUUUGCCAUAACUUAACAUAAUAGUUAUAAAAAGCAGCAUUUAUUUGGCCACCCUGAAUUGUAUCCAUUUAUUAAAUUUUGGGCAUAUUUACGCAAUUUUUGUAUGUCUUCUUAGAUGAGGAAAAAAUUGAGUUAUAAGUAUAAAUAAAAUAGAUGGUUUUGCCUUGUGUGUUUUUGCACAUAUUUGGAAUAUCGAAUCAUGCAGUGGGGAAACUUUAUUUUAUAAUUUAGUCUUCAAAAAUGAAAAUUAGGAAAAAUAUUGUUUGAUCUUUUGUAAAAAUUAAUAUUAUUUGUAAAUUAUUUGGAUUCUGAAUCCAUAAUAUGAGAGUUACCACGGUUUUAUAAAAUGUUAUGCAUGAAACGAUGUGUUUGUGCAUAUAUAAAUAAUUUUUAAUUGUAAAAUUAGUAAUAUCAAAUAUUUGUGAUUAGUAAAAAAAAAAUAUGAAAAAGAAAUGGGAAAGAAUUCUAUUACAACUGUAUAAUAAAAGUUGAUCUACAUUGUGUAAUGAAAUAACAUAUACAACUCGUGGCAUUAUAUAUUUUACUUUUGUUUUCUCUUAUUAUAAAUAUUAAUUUUAUAUAAGUUUCUAUAUAUUAUAUAGCAAACAUAAAAAAGACAUAAAAAAAAAAAAAAGAAACUAUUUAAUCUUUGUUAUUUAGAUUUUUCAAGGAUUUAGUCAUUUAGAUAUGUCCAAUAGUGCUUAUUUAUAUAUAUUAAAUAUGUUAUUUGUUGAAAAUAAGUGUAUAGUUAAUAACAGCCCACGAGAUUAUUUUAAUUAAGUACAAUAUUUUCAAAUAUAUUAUAUAUAUGUUUCAUUUAUGUUAUUGUAAAUAUGAUCUAAUUAUAAAAGGAUAUCCCAAUCUUGAAAGGGAUAUUCCAGUUGGUCUGGUCAAAAAAUCGAUUUUUUUUGUGCAUAUUCUUAUAAUUUGGGGUCUGUCUUAAAACAGGGUCCUGAAAAUUUCAAAAUAAAAUUCGUUACAGUAAUCAAGAUACGAAAAUUUAGCGGACACACAAUCCCAUAGAAGUUAUAACUGCAUGAGAAACUUUAAACACGUUCUUUUUUUUUUUUCAAACAUUUUUCAAAUCGUGCAUGCGUGCGUGCAUUUUUUCAGAAACUACUUGAUCGGUUGACUUGCAAUUUUGCAGAUAUGUAUAGAAUACGUGUCAAGCCAUCGUUUGACGGUGAAAAUAUGUUUAUAAAAAUCGGAGUACUUCUUUUCAAGCGCCGCUAAAUUAUCCAUUUUUUUCUUUAUUUUUUUAAUUUUUCCUCGUUCAACGACAAAAAUUCGUUUGUUUAAGAUUCUAAAGACGGCUGCAAUCAGUUAAAAAAAGAUAAACAUUUUUCGCUACAUGAUGUGCGUAAUAUUCUGUAAAAUGUAUAAUUUUCAAUAAAAAUGCUUUUGACAAAA